CAUACUGUGAAAUGCGUUCAAAUAUGAUACCGUGAUCAGCGUUUUCUACGAAUCAAUUUUAACAAGUCAUACAAGGACACGUACCGGUGAAAAACUGUACUUAUGUAAUACCUGUAAUCAAGCAUUUUCAAAGAAAUCAACAUUAAUAAUUCAUACAAGGACACAUACCGGUGAAAAACCGUUUAAAUGUGUUAACUGUGAAAAAGCGUUUUCUAUAAAAUCAAAUUUAAUACGCCAUACAAAGAUACAUACCGGUGAAAAACUGUUUAAAUGUGAUACAUGUAAUCGAGCUUUUAAUCUUAAAAGAAAUUUGGAAACGCAUACAAUGACACAUACCGGUGAAAAACCGUUUAAAUGUGAUAACUGUGAUAAAGCGUUUUCUCAGAAAUCAAAUUUAGUUAGCCAUACAAAGAUACAUACCGGUGAAAAACUGUUUAAAUGUGAUACAUGUAAUCAAGGUUUUGCUCUUAAAAGAACUUUAAAAAUGCAUACAACGACACAUACCGGCGAAAAACCGUUUCAAUGUGAUGACUGUGAUAGAGCUUUUUCUCAGAAAUCACAUUUAACGAGGCAUACAAGGACACACGCCGGUGAAAAACCGUAUAAAUGUGACGACUGUGAUAAAGCGUUUUCAUGGAAAUCACUUUUAACAGAACAUAUAAGGACACAUACCGGCGAAAAACCGUACAAAUGUAAUAGCUGUGAGCAAGCGUUUUCUUAUAAAUCAAGUUUAAUAAGACAUAAGAUGAUACAUACCGGCGAAAAACCGUACAAAUGUAAUACCUGUGAUCAAGCGUUUUCUCAGAAAUCACAUUUAACGAUCCAUACAAGGAUACAUACCGGCGAAAAACCGUUUAAAUGUGAUAACUGUGAUCAAGCGUUUUCUCAGAGAUCAAUUUUAAUAAGACAUAAGAGGAUACAUACCGGCGAAAAACCGUACAAAUGUAAUACCUGUGAUCAAGCGUUUUCUCAGAAAUCACAUUUAACGAUCCAUACAAGGAUACAUACCGGCGAAAAACCGUUUAAAUGUGAUAACUGUGAUCAAGCGCUUUCUCAGAGAUCAAUUUUAAUAAGACAUAUGAGGAUACAUACCAGCGAAAAACCGUUUAAAUGUGAUACAUGUAAUCGAACUUUUGCUCUUAAAAAAACUUUAAGGCGGCAUACAAUGACACAUACCAAAUAAAUACCGUAUAAAUUCGAUAUCUGUUACCAAUUGUUUCCUCUUCGAUCACAUUUAAAAAGUCAGACAUCGAUACAUGCCGAAGAAACCUGUAUAAAUUGUGACGCAUUUGUGAUAUUACGUUUUCUAAAGCGACUAAAGUAUCUAAUU
Molecule: messenger RNA, 1330 nt
Organism: Acyrthosiphon pisum (pea aphid)
Lineage: Eukaryota; Metazoa; Arthropoda; Insecta; Hemiptera; Aphididae
Product: zinc finger protein 665-like
Exons: 1
Coding region: 326-1183 (285 amino acids)
Biological process (GO): regulation of transcription by RNA polymerase II
Molecular function (GO): RNA polymerase II cis-regulatory region sequence-specific DNA binding; DNA-binding transcription factor activity, RNA polymerase II-specific
Source: RefSeq, a predicted model, not a curated record